This is a messenger RNA of Hevea brasiliensis (rubber tree), 2779 nucleotides long. Its product is annotated as probable acyl-activating enzyme 16, chloroplastic. NCBI's taxonomy places the organism in Eukaryota, Viridiplantae, Streptophyta, Magnoliopsida, Malpighiales, Euphorbiaceae. Gene Ontology annotation, biological process: fatty acid elongation. The record is from RefSeq and is a predicted model, not a curated record. Gene Ontology annotation, molecular function: long-chain fatty acid [acyl-carrier-protein] ligase activity. Bases 239 to 2503 code for a protein of 754 amino acids. Gene Ontology annotation, cellular component: chloroplast. The transcript is spliced from 18 exons.
CCUGGACAGUGUGAGGGAGAGUUUAUUUCUUAAUUAAUGUUUUCAUUCCUUCUCCGGAAUUCCAUAUGAAUAAUUGAUUGCCUGCUGUCUUUUCGGUGAUAAAAAUGAAAUCAUCCCAUUAUAUUUAAAUAAUAGCCAAAGGUCAUCGUUCUUUCCUUUCUCGUAAACAUCGCCCGUCUUUCCUUCUCUCCUACUCUCUACUCAUAAAAGCAUCACUGGUUAUGCUCCAGUUUCUAGUAUGGGAGUUGGAGGAUUGCUCAAUCCGUUAACUACAUUUUCUACAACUUCUGCUUCUCCAAAUAGUAAGGCAAUGGCUUCUGUGACAACGGCUAACCUUAUCUACUCUAUCUCAUUUGAUCGUAGACGCGCUCACGCUCCUCAAUUCCUGUAUAAUUUCAAGAAUUACAACAGAAUCUUGAUUAGAAGAUGCAGUAGGCUCUCCUCGAUUGGUCGAUUUGGAGUUUCUUGCGAAUCCAAGAUAGAGGAAAGGAUGGUGAGAAGGUAUUCGCCUUGCCUAGAGAAGGCAUUGCUUACAAGCAAAAGCAAUGGUGCCUUGGCUUCUGAUGAGUGGAGAGCAGUGCCUGACAUUUGGAGGACUUCAGCUGAGAAAUAUGGUGAUCGGGUUGCGCUGGUGGAUCCUUGUCAUGACCCACCUACAAAAAUGACUUAUAAAGAGUUGGAGCAGGAAAUUUUACAUUUUUCUGAAGGUUUAAGAGUUAUUGGACUGAAGCCCAAUGAGAAACUUGCUCUUUUUGCUGAUAAUUCUUGUCGGUGGCUUGUAGCAGAUCAAGGUAUGAUGGCUAUGGGAGCAAUUAAUACUGUGAGGGGAUCAAGAUCUUCUGUUGAAGAGCUAUUACAAAUAUAUAAUCACUCUGAAAGUGUUGCAAUUGCAGUGGACAGUCCUGAAUUGUUCAAUCGGAUUGCAGAAACAUUUUCUUCCAAGGCAGUUAUCAGAUUUAUCAUUCUGCUUUGGGGAGAUAAAUCAUGCCUAGCUAUCAACGGAAUGGAUGGCAUUGCUGUUUUCAAUUACAAAGAAAUUAUAGACUUGGGACGAGAGAGCCAUAGAUCUUUGUUCGACUCUGAUUAUGCUAGGCAACACUAUAUGUAUGAAACAAUCAGCUCAGAUGACAUUGCUACACUUGUUUAUACUAGUGGAACCACUGGAAAUCCUAAAGGUGUAAUGCUUACGCAUAACAAUUUGUUGCACCAGAUAAAUAAUCUCUGGGAAAUUGUUCCUGCAAUACCUGGGGAUAGAUUUCUAAGCAUGUUACCGCCUUGGCAUGCGUAUGAGCGCGCUUGUGAGUAUUUCAUAAUGACGUGUGGAGUUGAGCAAGUAUACACAACUGUGAGAAACUUAAGGGAAGAUCUCCAGCAUUAUCAACCACAUUACAUGAUCUCUGUUCCUUUGGUAUAUGAGACGCUCUACAGUGGGGUACACAAGCAGAUAUCUACAAGCUCCAUAAUUCGUAGGCUUGUUGCACUUACGUUCAUAAAGGUCAGCUUGGCAUACAUGGAGUUGAAGAGAAUUUAUGAGGGAACUUAUUUGACAAGGAUUCAGAAGGAACCAUCAUAUCUUGUUUUGGUGUUGGACUAUCUAUGGGCAAGAAUCAUAGCUGCAAUCUUGUUGCCAGUGCAUAAGUUGGCUGAUAAGCUUGUUUACAGCAAAAUUCGCUCUGCUAUUGGAAUGAGCAAGGCUGGCAUAAGUGGAGGUGGUAGUCUACCAUCGUAUGUUGAUGAAUUUUUUGAGGCAAUUGGCAUGAAAGUGCAAAAUGGGUAUGGUAUGACAGAGUCAUCUCCAGUUACUGCUGCUCGACGACCCACUUGUAAUGUUCUUGGCUCAAUUGGGCAUCCGAUUCAGCAUACAGAAUUUAAAAUUACAGAUGCUGAAAGUGGUGAAACUCUUCCGGAUGGAUCAAAAGGGAUUGUAAAAGUUAGGGGGCCACAAGUGAUGAAAGGGUACUACAAGAAUCCAAUGGCCACAAAAAAAGUGUUAGAUGAGGAUGGUUGGCUAAAUACUGGUGAUAUAGGUUGGAUUGUUCCUCACCAUUCAGUAGGGCGAAGCCGUCGUUGUGGAGGUGUUAUUGUCCUUGAAGGGCGAGCUAAGGAUACCAUAGUUCUUUCUACAGGUGAAAAUGUUGAGCCCUCAGACCUUGAGGAAGCCGCUAUGAGGAGUGCCCUUAUUCAACAGAUUGUUGUUGUUGGCCAGGAUCAACGUCGCCUUGGAGCUAUAGUAGUUCCAAAUAAAGAAGAGGUUCUACUAGCUGCUAAAAAGUUGUCCAUUGUAGAUGCCAAUGCCUCUGAGAUGAGUAAGGAAAGGAUGACAAGCCUGGUAGAAGAAGAACUCAGGAAAUGGACAUCAGGCUGUUCAUUUCAAAUUGGACCAAUCCUUAUUGUGGAUGAGCCUUUUACAAUUGAAGGUGGCUUGAUGACCCCAACCAUGAAAAUCCGAAGAGACAGAGUCACGGAACGCUACAGGGAGCAGAUAGCCAAUCUGUACAAAUAGUUCGUACAAGCAAAAUGUAUGCAGGAAACUGUCAUAAUAAUGGCCUGAAAUGUAACCAGGAUUAAUAAUCUUAAAUAUCCCAAGUUCCCAUGGUAGUUAUAUCCCUGCACUUCAAUUGGUGCAGUUUGUCUCCUCAAGUAACGUUUUGUUUUUAAUGUCAUACGAAACAAAUUUAUUUCUAGUACUUUCCUCUUCUUUUGGUGUUGUCAUAUGUAAGUGAAUAAUUCUGGCCGCUAGGCUGCUUGGUUUGGCCCUAAUAAGAGGUGACUUUUGACA